Messenger RNA from Lathyrus oleraceus (garden pea), 909 nucleotides. RefSeq names its product WRKY transcription factor 23. The coding region runs from base 1 to 909 and encodes 302 amino acids. The transcript is spliced from 3 exons. Gene Ontology annotation, biological process: regulation of DNA-templated transcription. The record is from RefSeq and is a predicted model, not a curated record. NCBI's taxonomy places the organism in Eukaryota, Viridiplantae, Streptophyta, Magnoliopsida, Fabales, Fabaceae. Gene Ontology annotation, molecular function: DNA-binding transcription factor activity; sequence-specific DNA binding.
AUGGCGAGUUCUUCAGCAUCAUCAUUUUCUGAUGAGAUUCCAAACAAUAAUACCCAGGAAAGUUACAUAAUCAAUUUCCCUUUCUCACCUGCUUUACCAUCAUGCGGCUUAUUUGACAUGUUUCCACCACCAUCACUAUCUGAUCAUCAUGAUCAAAAUGAUGCUUCUUUUGCUGGUGACAUGGACAUGUUGAGCUCAGAUGAAUUCAACACUUCUUGGUUCUCAGACUUCAACUUUGAAACCGACACGUCAGAAUCACUACCUGUUGCCACCCAAACUGACGUGCAGUUGCCUCCUUUGCCAGUUCUAUCCCCCACUGCGAUGUAUGAGGUUAUGAAAAACAAUGUGACGGCUUCUACCUCAGGUUCCUCUUUGAAUACUUCGUCACCAAAUGAGGCCGGUGUUGUUGCUAACAAAUCAGUUGUUGCAAGAGCUGAGAAUGAAGAUGAACGUGAAUUUGUUGAAGGAAAAGAAGCUGAAGCUGAGGAUCGCGGUCAAGAUCGUCGAGUCGUAGCAGUGGAGAAUCGAAAUGAUCAAAAUCAAACUAAGAAACUAUCGGCGAAACCAAAGAAGACAGACAAGAAGAAGCAAAAGCCGAAUAGAGUUAUUUUCAAGACACAAACUGAACUUGAUCACUUAAAUGAUGGUUAUAGGUGGCGCAAGAGCUAUUACCGUUGCACCACCCCCGGUUGUGAAGUGAAGAAGCACAUAGAGCGUUUCGGGCCCAAGCCUUCCAUGCUACUAAUCUCUUAUGAAGGCGACCACACCCACCUAGCUCCAAAGGUGACUUGUGCUUCACGCCUUGAAAUCAUGCAUGAUGCUAUUGUUGCUAGUGUCCAUAAAAUCCACCGUAAAAUCAAAACUAAUGGUGUUGCUUUUGCUCUAAACGAACUUCCAAUGUCGCAAUAG